UUGUGGAGAGUGAUCAUUUGCAGUGUGUCGAGGAUCUUAGCCUGGAAGACGAAAGGGAAAGGAAACCGCGAGCGGUAGCUUCCAUUCCAGUCGGCAAGCUUGUGUGUGCUCGCGUGGAACGUCGCCAGCUUUGACGCGUUUAUUUCUUGGAUUUCGCCGCUACUGCUCUAUUGGUUCCUCUCCCUUGCUGCCGCCGCUGACCGUGUGUGGGGCUUUUGCCUGGCGUGGAAUUGUCCACGCGCCGCAUUAGUCCAAGUUGGUCAAAGCCAAGCGGGCUAGGCUAGUCACCCAGCUAGCUCCCCCUGCUAACUACCUCGCUGUGAGGCUAGCGGGGAACUAGCUUCGUUUUUGGGUGGGGGGUGGGGGUGGGGGGAGACUGUUAACACUCGGCGGACGCUCCAAGAAGUGUCCCGGGGAGGCUGAGCUGCGACGUUUAUUUCGUCGGGGGAGCCUGCUGCUUAAUACCCUGCGCAUUUAGCCCCGGACGCCCUACGUAGGCCUCAGUCGAAACCCCGGUGUCUCCUGUGCCCCUCCGCAGCUGCUUGAACGCUUUUUUUCCCGUUUUGUUUUUGGCUUGCUGGACCAGCGAGAGUUGACAGGCUCCUGGGUGCUACGCAGACUUCUCCCUGAGGAGCCAAGAAGCAGACGGCUCAUGACUUCUGACCAGGACGCCAAGGUUGUCGCUGAACCACAGGUGCAGCAAGUACAAGAGGCCAAGGACAACGUUCAUUUGGAAUCUGCUAAGGUUUCGGACCUCAACCCCAAUGCGAAAGCAUGGGCCAACCACAUGUUUAGCCUGGACCCCAGCGGCGGUGCUGACAAGUGCACUGCGGCCCUGCAACCAUGGAAGGAGGGCUGCGAGAGCUCAGCCCAGCAAGGCCCACCAGGUUAUGGAGCAAGUGAAGAGGACAAGGCUUAUCAAGAGCCUCUGCUAACCGAGCCCGAUGAACCUCCGCUGGUGAUGUUGGCCCAGUCUCCCGCCUUGGCCGCGCCCGUUACCCUGGAGCGCUCGGAGCCGCCCUACCCGGAAUUCUCGGAGCAGAGGCCGCCUGCAUCCGCAGUCAGUGAUCCCCAGCCUGAGAAUCCCCAAGAGGGUUUGCGAGAGCAGCUGAAGAAAACUCUGGAAUUCUGUCUUUCCCGCGAGAACCUGGCCAGUGACAUUUACCUCAUCUCUCAAAUGGACAGCGACCAGUAUGUGCCAAUCGUGACGGUGGCCAACCUGGAUCACAUCAAAAAGCUCAGCACGGACGUCGAGCUCAUCGUGGACAUUUUACGCUCUCUGCCUUUGGUCCAAGUGGAUGAGAAGGGGGAGAAGGUGCGACCCAAUCAGAACCGUUGCAUCGUGAUCCUUCGAGAGGUUCCCGAGAGCACCCCAGUCCACGAGGUGGAGGCCCUCUUUAAAGGAGACAGCCUACCUAAGUUCAUCAACUGUGAAUUUGCCUACAAUGAUAACUGGUUCAUCACCUUUGAGUCUGAAGCAGAUGCACAACAGGCAUAUCAGUAUCUCCGGGAGGAGGUGAAAACCUUUCAAGGGAAGCCUAUCAAGGCGAGAAUAAAGGCGAAGGCAAUCGCUUUGAACACAUUCAUGCCAAAGAAUGGUUACCGGCCAGUGGAGGUGAACCCGUACGCUCAGCAACGCUACACAACAUCCUACUACAUCCCGCCGAUGUACAGCCCCCAGCAGCAGUUCCCCCUCUACAGCCUCAUCACGCCUCAGGCCUGGUCGGCCACUCACAGCUUCAUAGACCCCACGCUGGUUGCUCCAUUUCACAACAACCAAUUCAUCAACGGAUUUACAUCGGCCAGUUUCAAACCAGUGACCACUCCUCUCAAUGUCAGACACCACUCACCCAGGACCAGGAAUCACAGCAAACCUCACCUGAGGCCGACCCUCCCGGCCGCAGAGCGCACAGGGCUCCUGGACAGCCCAGCUCUCUUUCCUAGUUUCCCCAGCGACAGAUUGAACGGCGUCCGCAGCAGCCCACCUACGCGCUUCCCUGCCAGCCAGCCUAGAAGCAGGUUACCUCCUGUCGCCUUGGCCUCCGCUGUCUUUCCCCGCCGGGAGUCGGCGGGCACAGGUCGGGUGUGUGACUUCACCGCCACAGCAGACUACUCUUCCCUGGGAAUGGGCCGAGGAAGGAAAAAGAGGGACGAAAAGUUUACACGAGUGCCACCUCAAUCGCCGCCGCCUCCACCCAAAGCGCCGUCUCCGAGCUUUGAGUUGGGCCUGUCCAGCUUCCCUCCUUUACCCGGAGCCGCUGGGCAUCUCAAGGCGGAGGACAUCUUCGACAACCGACAGGCCAGCGGCAGCGGCAUUGCACCGCCCGCUAAGGACAGAAACGUGAGUGUUGACUCCAGUCCCGGUGGAGCCCUCACCUCGGUCGACCCCAAAGAGCCUCUUCGGACGCCGCCUUCCUCGUCCUCCUCUUCCUCUCUGUUGCCUGUGAGCUUCAUAUCUUCGCCCACUACACCCGCCCCUGCUGUGGCACCCACCUGGACCCCUACGGCGUGCCCGCCACUGCCUCCCUCCAUCCCGGCAGCAGAAGUGAGGGUGUCAGAGGUGAAGCAGGCCAAGGACGCGCAGCUGUCUGUGGAGCGAGUUCCCGGCACGCUGUCCACCGCCAGCAAGUCUGUGCAAGUCAACGGCGCUGCAACGGAACAGCGGAAACCUUCCUAUGCUGAGAUCUGCCAGCGAGCGAAGGAGACCCCCGCACCGACGCAGCCUCUAGCCCCCAAGGAAGCCAAGCCAGCAGGUUGUGCCCCUACGGACGAGGAGAAGAAGUGCCCCGAAGUCUCAGGCCCGGCAGGGGAAGCCGCUAAGGCCAGAGAGACUUGCCCCCCGUCCUCCAAGCUGGCCCCGGGGGGAAGACCCCUGCGGGACGGGCGCAGGGCAGCUGGCCGCUGGGCCUCUCCGCCGCCCCACCCAGGAAAGAAGGAUUCCCACCAUACCCCGCCCAAGUCC
Molecule: messenger RNA, 2962 nt
Organism: Hippocampus comes (tiger tail seahorse)
Lineage: Eukaryota; Metazoa; Chordata; Actinopteri; Syngnathiformes; Syngnathidae
Gene: larp4b
Product: La ribonucleoprotein 4B
Exons: 17
Biological process (GO): positive regulation of translation
Cellular component (GO): cytoplasmic stress granule; cytosol
Molecular function (GO): mRNA 3'-UTR binding
Source: RefSeq, a predicted model, not a curated record